Messenger RNA from Trichoderma harzianum CBS 226.95, 990 nucleotides. RefSeq lists its product as hypothetical. The record is from RefSeq and is a predicted model, not a curated record. Lineage: Eukaryota; Fungi; Ascomycota; Sordariomycetes; Hypocreales; Hypocreaceae. The transcript has 6 exons. Bases 1 to 990 code for a protein of 329 amino acids.
AUGUCCCUUCAUCGGAUGGGUCUCGAAAAUGACACUUUUUCAGAAGCCAAGAGGAGAGCUUGGUGGAUGACAUAUUUCUGUGCUCAUCUAUGUUCUGUGGUUCGACAAAGUGCCUGUUUAAACGUAGACGAUGACAGCCAUUUCACAACUCCAUAUCCAAGGUUGGAAUCCGAUCCAGAAGCAUGGUUGAUCUUCCUCGAAGCUCUACGAAUCGGGGUCGCGAGUGUCAAGUUUACUGCCAGUUAUAACGAACAUUUAAGCUCGCACGCGGAUAUGUCUAGGAUUUUCGAGCAGAUGAAGAUGCUCGACAAAUGGGUGCUUCAGGUCUCCGUUCGGAUCGAAAGCUAUGUACCUGUUUCAAGCUCAAUAGAGUUUGACCCUGCCUACGAGUCAGCGACCGCAGAAGUAAUGCGAAGGCUUGCUCGCAUCAGAUUAUCCAGCACAAGAAUCCGUCUUCAUCGAUUUCGAGCCUUCUCAGACACGCCACUCUUCGCCGAGAAUCACUGUGAUCUCUCGGUUCCUAAUACUCUCAAUACUGCUUCCAGCGUGACCAGUGAUGCCGAAGCAAGUGUCGCCGCUUAUAAUAUGAUCCAGUCGCCUCCAUUCACAAACGAUCAGUCCACCGAAAUUUGCGUGGCAUCAGCUCUAACAAUUGCGCGGCAGCUACAAAGAUUGCCGAUUCCCCAGACAUCUGACGGGGUGAUUAGUCGAGCGAUGCCUACCUGUACAUGCUGUGCAAUGCAAGCUAGUUACGUUCUUCUAAUGCAAUUCUAUAAACUUCACGCCAUACUCCCUGCCGCACGAAUAUCAUCAGGCGACUUAUCUGUGGAUACAGAACGCCUCCUCGACGAGCUCCGGCAUGGCUUGGAGGAUAUCAUCGGGGCAAUGAAUAAUUUCGCCGUUUCGUUUGAAGCCAUUGCGGGAAUGCGAGAUGAGAUUGAGAUUGCCUAUCAUGUUGCUUUUCCAUAUAUGGCAACAGUCCUAAAGUAG